Eublepharis macularius is the source of this 9372-nucleotide messenger RNA. RefSeq names its product B double prime 1, subunit of RNA polymerase III transcription initiation factor IIIB (gene BDP1). Lineage: Eukaryota; Metazoa; Chordata; Lepidosauria; Squamata; Eublepharidae. Gene Ontology annotation, molecular function: TFIIIC-class transcription factor complex binding. Gene Ontology annotation, biological process: RNA polymerase III preinitiation complex assembly. The transcript has 42 exons. Gene Ontology annotation, cellular component: transcription factor TFIIIB complex. Bases 86 to 7333 code for a protein of 2415 amino acids. The record is from RefSeq and is a predicted model, not a curated record.
CCGUCGACAUGAGGCGGCCUCGCCGGCCGGAGGAAAAAGGGGACGGUGGGCUUUAGCACGGCUCGGUGCCUCUCCCUGCGCCGCCAUGUUCCGCCGCGCUCGGUUCUGCGUGAAGCCCAACGUGAGGCCGAGCGCGGCGAGUCGAGGUAGCAACGGCGGGGGAAACAGCUCAGGAGUCUCGACAGCGGCCCCGGAGGUUCAGCAUGCCCCGGAAACCACCGCUGGCUCCUCUGAGGCGAGCUCGGAUUCCCAGCUGGAAGCUGCCAAGGACCCCCUGCAAGGCUGUAUCAGUGGCGGUGGCAGCAGAGAUGAAAAAACCAGUAAUCCAAGAGGUGAUGGAGAUUUUAGUAAACGCACAGACACCUCUUUACAGAGAAGAAAACGAAUAUCCACAAUGCCCAAUCUUGCUAAGCCAAGAGUUGCUCCUACAUCUACGCCGUGUGUUAUCAGUUCCGUGUCAAAAUGUUCUCAAAAGCAGGCACCUCAUUCUCCUCCUCCUCCCAGUAACUCUCCUGUUCAGAAGGAAUCAUCUUCAUGUGAGAAGAUCAAUAUUGAAAAAUCUCUCAUAUUGCCUGAAAAGAAAACACCUCUUCCCCAAAUACCACAAUUUUCUCCGUUUAAAAAACUUAUUAAAGAGACCAGUAUGUCUGUGACAUCUCAUAAAAGUGAUGAAGUCCAGCAGAACAGCAUGUCCUCACCCCUCAAAGAGAGACCCACACAGGAAAUACUGAUUCAGGAAGAAAUACAACAGCAAAAACCUGCUGCAUCAAAGGAGAAAAAUAUACGCUCUGAUCAUGAAAAAAUAAUCAAAGCUAAGAAGCUGAGGCAGAUGCUCAAGGAAGAAUUAAGGAAAGAAAAGCAACAACGGAAAUACAAAUAUCCAGUAAUUGAAAAAACUGUGCCAGAAGACCGUUCAAAAAUGAUUAUGAGAGACUUCAUAUAUUAUCUACCAGAAAACAAUCCCAUGAAGUCUUCAUUGGUGGAAGAGAAGAGAUUGGAAAAGACUUCGGCCCAAGCAAAAGAACCUGAAGAAAAAAUUGUUACUGAUCACGAAGAUGAAAAUGAGGAAGCCGAGGAAGAAGAGGAAGAAGAAGAUGAUGGCCCCCUUCUAGUUCCUCGAGUAAAGGUGGCAGAAGAUGGCUCAAUUAUUCUAGAUGAAGAAAGUUUAACUGUAGAAGUUUUAAGGACUAAAGGGCAAUGUGUGGUGGAAGAAAAUGACCCCAUCUUUGAGCGUGGUUCUACAACAACUUAUUCAAGUUUCAGGAAAAGCUAUUAUACCAAGCCAUGGUCAGAAAAAGAAACUGAGAUGUUCUUCUUAGCCAUAAGCAUGGUAGGGACUGACUUUUCAAUGAUUAGUCAGCUUUUUCCUCACAGAGCAAGAACAGAAAUUAAGAAUAAAUUUAAACGGGAAGAAAAGGCCAAUGGAUGGAGAAUAGAUAAAGCAUUCAAAGAAAAAAGGCCAUUUGAUUUUGAUGUAUUUGCAAAACUGCUUGAGAAAAUCCUGGAAAAUGAGAGAAGGAAAAAUGCAAAAUGUCAGCAUGAAAAAGAAAAAACAGCUAAUGAGAAAAAAGUCCCCAAGUCUCAGAAAAAGCAAAAAGCCAAAGUUACCAAUGGGCAACCCAGCCUUGGACAGGAUGAUCAGAAUGCCAGAAUUUCUGAUGCAGAAAUGGACUGUGGGACUGCAGAAAAGGAGAAUGAGGAGUCCCUUAGCAUCUUGGAACAGGUGGAAGGGCAGACAGUAGCUGAAUCUGUGGGGACGAAAAAGAAAAGAAAAAAGAAAAAGAGGGACACUGAACAGGAAGCAGAGAACAUUUCUGAAGGAAAAAACAUUCUUUCAGAAUCUGUGGAAAGAAAAAGUUUAUCAUCUAAUGUAGAGAAUGAUGGCAUUGAUGCAACUGGUGAACUAGAGAUCUCUGGUGGUCAAAUACUUGAAGAAACUCUUCUCCCAGUGGAAGAAGAUCCACAGUGCUGCAUACAGCUAAAUGAAGGGACAGAAGAAGAAGACAGUCUGAUGUCAUCCAGUAUUCAAGAUGGUGUUGAAGAUGAGUCAGAGCUAAAAGUUUCAGAAGCUACUUCUGAGCAUCUUGCCGGGCGGCUUUCAGAGUAUUCAAUUUCUUCAAGCUCAGAUAAAGAAAGAUUUGAAAGGACCCACCCAGAAACGAAUGCAGUAGUUGAGUUAGAUAAGCUGGAUGAAGAUCACACUGUGCUACCAGGUCACAAUGAUAAAACUGAAUCAGCAGAAACUGAGAGAGCAGCUACUGAAAAGUUCACCAUAAAAGGAUCGCUGCAGAGCCUUAAACCAAACUUAACAGGAACCUCAGAAAAGUGUGAGCUUCCAGUUAAUAAUGCAUUAGAGGACCAGCUUGCUCCUUCAGAACCUGUGGAUGAUGUAGAAAAGGCUAUUGUGGAAGAUAAGACAGCUAAAGUAACUGGUUCUACCACAGAGGAGUUGGCAGAAAGAUCAAACGAUGAUGUGGGCAGGGAAUCCCAAGAAACUCAGAAAGCUCCUGAAGAAAAGAUGGAAACAAGAGGCCGUCGACAGAGGCCUAAACCUAAUAUAAAAGCAGUUUGCAGAAAAGAAGCUCCUGUCCAAGGCAAAUCAGAGUACCAAAUGCUUUGUCUAGAGCCAGACAGAACAGCACAAAAGAACAUUGAUCAGGAGGAUUCGAUUGAUGCCUCCGCAGAGGAGACAACAGAAAAAGACUUCCAGGUUUUAGCUGCUGAAUCUUUGACUUGUGAAAAAUCCACUUUACAAAAAAACAGCAAACAGACUGUCCUAAGACCCACUCCAUUAGCAAGAGGACGAGUGAAGAAACUAAAACCAAAUUUAGGACCAGUUGGUAAAAGGCAGGCAGCACCACCAAGGAACUUGGGCGCAAGAGAAGAAAAGGCAACAGAAGCAGCUGUGGAAACCAAGACGACUCUAACCCAACAUGAGUGCAGUGGGAGUGACCUUCUAACUAUUCAUACCUCUGAGGCAACUAGUUAUGAAGCUGACAUGCCACAUUCGGAGGCAUUAGAAAACAAAGCAGCUGCUACUCCUGAUAAAGUGGAUUUAAUACACUCAAUCCAGCCUUCUGUAAAGAAGCCAUUAGAAUGUGCAAGUUUUGAACUAAAAAAGACAUCUCUGAGUGACAGUGUGGAGGAUAUGUCAGAACAUGUUAGUGGAGAUUCCAGUCAUGAGGAAACACAAAAAGAAACGACUACUGAAAUAAAACAUUGGUUGGAGAGUUUCUGUCACACUCUAGAGGAGAAUUUAGGAGAGUCAGCUGAGAGAAAGGAAGCUUUAGGACCAGAAAACGAAACGCAUGAGAAAAAACACUUGACUGGAGGUGCAGAGAAGAAAACAGUACAUCUCAGUAGUGAAUGUGGCAAGCUGUCUGGUCUAGAUGAAGGAGCAAAAUGUGGAUUCUUGCCAUCCUUACAUUUGUCAGAGGAACAUUCUACAGAUGCUCAAGAGGCAGUUGAAAUGCAGGCAACAGUUCCAUCUCCCCAAAACAUAUCAGCUUUAGACAGUAGUGACCCAAAUGAGGUUUCAGUGUCCAGAGAUAUUCAGGAAAAGUCUUCACUUGGCGAACGGAGCACACAAGAAGGAGGCAAGCAAAGUGCUAUCCAACCGGUGCCUCUUCUCCGAGGCAGACUCCAGAGACCCAAACCUAAUGUAGGAAGAGCAGUGGGAAGGAAAGGAAUACAAGCUGCAGAGAAAAAUGAAGCAACAGCACUCUUGGGAACUGAGAAGUCAGAACUACAAAAAUCUGAACCUUAUGGAACUUCCUCUGUGGCACUUCAGUUAAUGCUUGACAAUAAUGUCUUAUCUGCUGAAAUGUCAGAGGACGGGCUGUUGGACUGUGAGAAAAUGGCUCAGGAAGAUUCUCAAGUACCUGGUACCUCUCAGAAUGUUUCAAAUCGUUGUGCCAUGGAAAAAAACCUUCCCCAAGAGGAUAAACUGUGCACUAUCAAACCAGCUCAGUUAAUGAGAGGGCGGUUCCAGAGAGCCAGACCCAAUUUGGGGAGGUUGAAUGGCAAGAGGAGAGAGCCCCUGUUUGAAAAUAUUAGUGAGCCAAUCGAAGGAGAAAAUGAAAAAACAGAGAUAGAGUCUCUCAAGAAAAGUGAUCUUUAUCCAUCAUCAAAGGAUGAUGAUGGUGUCCAUACUUCCUUGAGUGAUUUGGAGAAACCAGUGAAUCCAUCAGAAUCCAGUGAAACCAUUGUGCCAGAAAGAUGUACUGAUCAGAAAAAAAAUUAUUCUUCUGAAAAGUCAGAAAGUUGUGAAUUUUUAAAAGACCAAGUAAAAAUGUGUUUGUCUAAAGAUUUUGAGAAAAAGCAAAUAGAUAGUCUUGCAAGUGAUGUUUCUGCCCUUCAAGACGUAAGUCCAUCAAAAAGUGUAAAGCCUAGUCAGCUUGUGAGGGAUCCUCUUCAAAGGCCAAAGCUAAACCUAGCCAAAGCAGCUAGAAAGAAAGAAGUUUCUUCAGAAGGAGAGAGAAGUACAGAAGCUGGAAAAGUAUCUUUAUUAUUGCAUGAUUUUGGAGAACAGAGGGAAACUACAUCAUCUACUGAAUCCUGUAGACAAAAGAAUUGGGCAGACAACAUUAAACAGGAGGAUUCCAAAAGAUGCAAACACUCUGAAAUACAUGAAUCUUUAGAACGGCCCCUGAUAUGUGAAAAUCAAAUAAGAAAAGAAGUCUCUAACUCUUUGUCUGUACAGGAGGGAGCAUCUGAAACACUGAAAAGAAAACAGCCAGAAAGGACACUGAAACAGACAAGACGCAUUUGUGACUCGAGGACAACAUAUUCUGCUUCUGAAUGUGAUACUGAUCAUAGUGAAAAGGGAAGACGCCUCCAAAAGGUUAAACCGAACGUCAGCAGAGGCAGACGCUUAAAACGAGCCCUUGGCAAGAAACCCAGAAAGGAAUAUGCAAGUUCAAAGGUUAAUUUGGUGACCCUUAGGGCCUCUUCUCAGGAAGAAGAUGAUGAUGAUGAUGAUGUGGAUGACUUUGAGCCAGACCAUGAAGCUGAAUGUUUUUCACCAGAGGAAGUAAACAAAGCUCCAGUGUUUGUUCCUAAAGGGCUCCGGUCUCUAAAUUCAGUUUCUGUUCAGAUUGAAGAAACUAUGGAAGAGCUCGAGAUAUAUGAGAACAUCCCAGAGGAGGUAUGUGUUGCUACUGCUGAAUGUCUGUCCCAUGAACAGAAUAUAGGUGUUGAGUCUGUAAUACAUGGGGAUAAAGAUUUGCUCUUCUCACAGUUAGCGAUUAUACAAGAAAAGGCAGAAAAGGAAAAAGGACUGAAUGAUGGCAGCACUGAAGCAGCCAUGACUCUACUUGCUAUGAGAGACCCAGCAUUCCAGCUGAACAUCUGUAGCCAAGAAAAUAUGCAGAAAUGUCCUGAUCAAGAUGACCAGACUGUUGCUGAGAGCUUUCUGAAUAAGCAUGCUGAGGAGCAAAGUGUAUUGAAUAGUAAUGCGUUGCUUUCUGCCCCUUCAAAAUCAAAACAUGAACUGGUUUCUUUCAACAAUGCAAGCAAAACUUCUCCAGGGGAUCACAGUACUGGACAAUCAGGUUCGGAAGGCUACUUAACUGUAGCCAGUAAUGUGAUACUGCCUGGUCCUUCAAAAAGUGAAGCAGUUUCAUCACACAAUAUGAACAAAGAUGCUGUUGUGGAUCACAGUGUACCUGAUUUGAAGGAAUGCUUGCAGGAAGCCAGUAAGGUCUGGAGUGAUGGUUCUUCAUCGAAAGGAAAUAAAAUAUCCCGACCAGCAAGAUGCAGAUUUCCUAAGCCUAAACCAAAUCUUGGCAGAAGUCUAGGGAUAAACAGAAGUGCUUCUCAAAAAAGUAUGAGUGUAGAUGUGGAGCAAUCUGAUCUAAUCCAGAAUGAGGAGAAUGUGGCACAAUCAACUGCAAAAAAUCAGAAAGUUGAACAGGAACAGAAUCUUAUACCACCUGAGAGAAGCUCUGCAGACAAGCCUGAUUUUCAGCUGGGAAGAUCUAGCCAUGCCAUACAGAAAAACAACACUGAAUGGGAGAACUUGGUAAAAGAGGCUUUGCAAGUCACAUCAGUGUUAACAGCUCCAGAACCUUCUCCGAGAACAGAAACUCAGCCUUCUGAACUGCCAGAUGACUCCAGCCCGAAAAUAAAUGUUCAGCUCCAUGAAAAAGAUUCUGGUCCUUUUGAACUCCAUUUAUCAACAGAAGUAACACAAACUGAAGAAAACAAGCAUUCUGGUAGUUCAGCAGACACAGAAAUGACUACAGCGAGUGCAAGUGUCAAAGAAUGCCAAGAAGAAGAAGCAGAACAGACAUUCAUUUUAACAUUGGUGGAAAUACCAGUUGAUUCAGAGGAUUGCAGUGGUGCAUCAGCUUCUCUACAACAGGCUUCUGAGGAGCUGCUUCCAGCUCCAGUAUUGCUUACAUCGGAUAACAUGGAAUUGACAAGAGAUGAGAGCACUGAAUCUGUAAAAGCUGCAUCUGAAGAAAAUACAGGUUCCUUGGAUGACAUUACUGAAAGAGGAGAACUUCAGACUACCUCAGCAGAGAAAUCAGUUGACUGUGGUUCAGCCUCUUUGAAAGAUCGAAAGAGACACGCUCGAGAUCUUGAAGCAAGUGGCAAUCCUCUGAAGAAGAAAAGAACUUUUACCUUGAAAUGCUCAAAUAAGGAGAUCUCUCUUAAAUCCAGCUCCUUAGCAAGGAAAAAUGCUGGAAAAAACUCGGAAAAAUUGAAUGUUUCAAAGAAGCAAAACUCAACUACCUCGAGAUCAGUACCUGAACCUACAGAGCCACACAUGGAAGAAAAAGAGACACCUCAGUCUUCUCAACCGCUUUGUGCAACACCCAGUACAGAUAAGCAGGUGUCAACACUUUAUUCAGGAAAAGCAGAAACCAGUGAAGAACAAAGGAGCUUUGCUAACAUUUACCAACCUGUACAGUCAGGACAAAUUGGAAGCAUAGCAUUCCUUCCAAAAAUACCAUCAUCCAGGCCGUACCAAAGAUCUUUGGGAUUUUUACCUUUAGUCUGCAAAAAGAUUAAUACUGAAGAAGUAACUAUUAAAGAGAACGAACAGAGUUCAAAGAAGCCUCAUACAGAUGUUUCCAAAAGCACCCCUGAAUGUCCAAAUUUGUACUCAAGGAACAUCAAGGAUGAUAUUCAAGGGAAUAGUUCCUUUCCAUCAACUGUCUCAGCAUCCUCCAAAUGUGAGAAUGUCAGCUCUUCUACUGUUCAGGUUUCCUCUGAGCUAUAUGAGAAUAAAAGUUCUUCUAAGGAGCAGGAAAAAGAUGAAGAACCAACUAGGAUCUCAGAAUAUUUCUUUAAUGAUAUUUUUAUGGAGGUAGAGGAUUCAGAAUAAUUCAGAAAUUUCAGAGAUGUUUUGGACUCCAGGAACGCAUCAUAUAUAAUGCGUUGGGUCAGUCACAAGUUCUCAGCCCUAGCACACAGUAAAUGACAUAUAAAGCAUUGUUGAAGCUCAAUUGGUCUCAAAUUGUGUUUUGAACACUUUGGAAAAUGAAUCAAUUGAGAUGAAAAGUGCACAUAAUCAGAACAUCUGUGUGCAUCAAAUGCAUAGUUACUAGCUUACAUGGCUGUGCUAAAGAAAUGUAAUGGAGAUGAUCUGUCUGAACUCCUUCAUGUAAUACUGAUGCUGUGGGGCUGGUUGUAAAUUAUCUAUACUUCUUUUUGUGAAGUAAACCUUUAAAGGGGGGGGGAUGUAUGUGGAAUCAUAUUAUCUCUGUAAAUAAGUACGUUCUGAACAUUUCAGUGUAAUAAGUACAUAAAAUAUUUUUAUUGUAAGCUUAUUUUUAUAACCACUACACAUGUGAAUUGGCACAAAAACUAUUAAGUUUAGUUCAUUUUAAAUGUACAGAGAGAUAAAUGUGAAACUUUUAUUUAUUUAAUUUGAAUGUACCAAAAGAUAACUCUCCCAAGUUAAUUGUCUUUCCUGGAGAUAAAAGUGAAAUUUAGUAUUAUUCUAAACACUAAAUUCUAAGUCCAAAAGCUCAGCAAGUUGACAGUGUGUUGUGAUAUUCUUUAAAAACUAUGCAUAUAAUAUCUCUUACCCAGAGAAGUUUGAAGCUAAAAUCAGGAGUGAAAGAUUAAGAUCAGCCGCUAAAGAAUAAAAAGAUCAUACCAUAAUUGAUUUGUAAAACUACUAGGAUUGCAGGUUUUUUCCUUGUUCGUAAUCUGUUUAGAUGUUGUUGUACUAUCUCUAUUUUACAGCCCCAAUUAGUUAAUGCUUUUGCCAGAAAAUGAAUCCUCAGCUUGUCUUUGGAUUCUAUCUAAAUCAGUCACACGGUGAAAUCUGAAGUUUUAUAAGAGAAUUUUUUUCGUCUUCAACUAAUGAUUUGAUUCUAAAUUCUAGUUCUCCUGAUAUUAGUGACUGGAGGUAUAAUUUUUUUCAUCAACAAAUGUUUAUUAAUGUAUGCAUUUUCAGUAAGUAGCUUUCUUCUUGCAACUGUUACUCAGUUAUGUAAUUAACAGUGCAAUUCUAAACAAAGUUACGCCAGUCAAAGACCAUUGAUUUCAGUGGACCUAGACUGGAGUAACUCUGCUUAGGAUUGCACAGUUAUAUAAUCAAGGAGCGACUUCUGUUUUCUAGGUUUCUGCAUGUAUAAUCUUAAAACAAAAUUAGUGGUAUCUACUAAAUUAGAUAUUCAGAUAAUUUCUGUAGACUCAUCACGUACAUCACAGGCAGAGUGCUACAAACAGUAGCAAAUCAUUACCAGACGAGCAAAUCCAUAUUGACUGACUGAUUUGAGAACUGAUUUUUGCUUUACAUUUUGUAAUAUCAGAAGAAGUUCCAAACAGAGCAAAAAUAGCCCAUAACGACUCUUAAACUCGUAAAAAAAACAAUGAAAGAAAAGCAUUUUUCAGUGGUAAAAAUUAUGGGGGGAGUCACUUCCAGGAUGGAGAAAUGUAUUUCGUGCUUUUAAUGUAUCAAGAAACUGUUGAAUAAUGUACUAAGAGAGUCUACUGAAAUCAUAACAAAUUCUGGAGCAAUUUAAACUACAAUGCUAAACAUAUGCAUUUUUCACAAAUCCUGUGAGAAAAUAAGCUUUGGUAUAAGGUGCCUUAUCUUUCCUUACUCAAUGGAAAGAACAAGAAAUCCUGUUAAUAUUUACUGUAAAACUAUGUUAUCUUUGGGAUAAUUAAUUUCAAUAAAGAGGGUAAUGUAAGUUUCUUUCUGGUAAAUUAAUGGCAGAAGGAAACUGAGCAGUAUCCUUGGCUAAGGCACAGUGCAUUUCAUUUCUGUUCAAACAUGCUGAGAGAUUGCUUUCUUGAAGUCUGACAGUCAUUUUUUUCAGCUUUGUAAUGUUUGUGUGUAAUCUUUCUGUUUCAAAGAAAGCAGCCAUGUUAUAUAUGUAAACUAUGUGAAUAAAUAAUUUUAUAGCA